AUGACGCAGCCCGAGGAGCAGGAAACGAUCCUGCAGCGCAUGUGGGCCAGGUGUGGCGCUGUAGCCACGUCUGACGCAGCCUGCACGACGUCCCAGGAGGCCGUGGACGCGCUCGCGAGGGAGAUCGACGCCAGCGAGGCGGAGCUAAAGGAGGCGAGCGCACCGCAGCGCCUGCCCUGCAGGUUCUCGACCACCGUGGAGGAGGUCAACUUCAUGUGCCUCAUGGGCCUGCUUAGCUUCGGGUCUGGAUACACCCCGCUCAUCCGGGAGCGCACGGGCAGGGGCGCGUUCGAGACCACGCAGUUCGGCUGCCUCGGCAUGCUCCUCUCGGGCAGCAAGCUCGCUGCGGGGGACCUCGCGACGUUCAACGACUUCUCGUUCUACCAGUACUUCGGCCUGGACACGCGCGAGGAGCGCGAGGUGGCGCCCGGCAUCAUGGCGUCCGAGCCCGGCCCGCUGGCGCCGCUCGGGCGGGAAGUGGUGCGCGCCAUGCACACCGCCGCCGAGGCGCUGCGGUCGCGCGGCCACGACAGCCUCGGCGAGCUCGUCCUCGCCAUCCUCGACGCCGGCACCCCAACCGCGGGCGCACUCGUUGAAGGGCUGACUCAGGCGCUCCCCGCGUUCGCUGACGCGACGCCCGUCGGCGGCGCGGACGUGCCGCUCUGCAGCAAGGCCCAGCACGUCGCGCUCGACCUGUACCUCAGGUUCCGGGAGGAGGACGAGCGGUUCGACUUCCCGGACGUGAACCAGCUGUCAGGCCCAGUGGGCAAUCUGAUUCCCGCCGUCCUCGCCGCACGUGGGGUGCUGCGGCCGUGCCCGGAGCUGGCCGCGGCGAUCGAGGCGGAGCAGCUCGUGCCGCAGGGCGAGAAGGAGACGGCGUUCCGGGCGGCCGCGGUCGCGGCGCUGCGCGCGGUGAGUGUGCGGACGACGGCGGCGAUCCCGCCGUGGCACGUGGGCCGCUGGCUGUGGAUGCGGUACCGGCGGACGAGGCUCGAGGAGCCGCUGCUGAAGCGGCACCUGUGCCGAGACACGCUCGCGUACUAG
This is a messenger RNA of Pedinophyceae sp. YPF-701, 1044 nucleotides long. NCBI's taxonomy places the organism in Eukaryota, Viridiplantae, Chlorophyta, Pedinophyceae. The record is from the annotation of a GenBank genome assembly.